GGUCAAAGUCACACGAAAGCUUGAAGGACAGACAUGAUGUAUAAAAACCUGCCUCAGAGUCAUCUCUUCAGUGCUUCACGCUACCCUGAGGGAACAUGGAUCAUCGUUUUGUCUCAGCUGUUCUGGUGCUUCUUCUAGGCCUCACACAGCCCUCUCUGCAGGGGGAAGAUGUGGUGGCGGACGUCUCUACAAUGAUUAUUGAGGCAAACAAAGGGAUGAGCCAUAUGUUGCUGGAAGGAGAUGUAGCAAUGCCAACAACUAGAAAUGCUAUGAAAUGCUUAAGCCAACAAUGCAAAUGGCCUAAAUCUGCAUCUGGACUGGUUGAGGUGCCAUACAAGAUCAGCACUGUUUUUCAGAGUCAUCAAGUAAACACCAUAAAAACAGCCAUGAAUGGGUUUGCAACUCAAACCUGUAUUCGCUUCGUCCCAUAUGCUGGCCAGACGAACCACCUUGAUAUUCAGAGUAAUGGCGGAUGCUGGUCCUUAUUGGGGAGGCAGCGAGGGGGGCAGCAGGUGUCCCUGGAUACCAGCGGCUGCAUGAGUAACGGUGUGAUUCAGCAUGAGCUUCUCCAUGCUCUGGGUUUCUACCAUGAGCACACCCGCAGCGACAGGGACCAGUACAUCAGGGUCAACUUUGAGAACGUAAGGCCAGAUAAUACUAAGGAUUUCAUGAAGCAAGAUACUAAUAACCUGAAUACUCCGUAUGACUACUCCUCAGUCAUGCACUAUGGAAAAUACGCCUUCUCUCGAGGAGGGGAGACUAUCACCCCCAUCCCUGAUCCCUCUGCGACCAUCGGCCAGAGGGUGGGGAUGGCCAAGGUUGACAUCGAAAGGGUUAACAAACUCUAUGAAUGCUAAGUGUGAAGAAAGAUGACAAGAGCCUAGAAAGUGUCUCUCAAAGGAGUCAUCAGUCAAAGAAAAUUGUAUAAGUGAAGGUCCGU
Hypomesus transpacificus is the source of this 940-nucleotide messenger RNA. Its product is annotated as hatching enzyme 1.2-like. Bases 96 to 857 code for a protein of 253 amino acids. Gene Ontology annotation, biological process: proteolysis. Gene Ontology annotation, molecular function: zinc ion binding; metalloendopeptidase activity. NCBI's taxonomy places the organism in Eukaryota, Metazoa, Chordata, Actinopteri, Osmeriformes, Osmeridae. The record is from RefSeq and is a predicted model, not a curated record. The transcript is spliced from 9 exons.